Messenger RNA from Lachnellula hyalina, 1488 nucleotides. Its product is annotated as Pantothenate transporter. The record is from RefSeq and is a predicted model, not a curated record. The coding region runs from base 1 to 1488 and encodes 495 amino acids. Lineage: Eukaryota; Fungi; Ascomycota; Leotiomycetes; Helotiales; Lachnaceae. The transcript has 4 exons. Gene Ontology annotation, molecular function: transmembrane transporter activity. Gene Ontology annotation, biological process: transmembrane transport. Gene Ontology annotation, cellular component: membrane.
AUGUCCGAUGACAAGUCUCGUUAUGGAGCCGUGAAUACAACACUUGGUCCAUCGGAUUCCGAAUCCAUCACUUCAGAGCCAAGUGUCAAACAUAAGGCACCAUGGUGGUCAUAUAUUUGGGACUACGACCCAAACAGAACACACGUAGAGCGAAAGUUCCUUCAAAAACUCGACCUCUCUCUAUUGACCAUUCUAUCUCUUGGAUACUUCAUCAAGAAUUUGGACCAGACAAACAUCAGCAAUGCCUAUGUUAGUGGAAUGAAGGAGGACCUUCAAAUGAACGCCAAUGAAAUAAACCUCAUUGACAUCGCGUGGACGACCGGCUAUGUUGUUGGCCAACUCCCAUCUCAACUCAUCCUUACGAAAGUAAGACCAUCAAUUUGGAUACCGUCCUGCGAACUAGUUUGGACGAUACUUACAUUUUGUCUGGCGGCGGCUUCGACUUCAAAGCAUGUCAUCGUAAUACGUUUCUUCGUCGGUCUCGUCGAAAGCAUAUUCUACCCUGCAGCUCAUUUCCUCAUUGGAUCCUGGUAUAAACCUAAUGAGCUCGGAAAGCGAGCUGGUCUCUUUCAUGCAUCGUCUGCUGCAGCGGGCAUGUUCUCGGGGUAUCUGCAGGCGGCGGUAUAUAAGGGAUUGAACGGCACAGGUGGUAAGGCAGGAUGGCAGUGGCUGUUCAUCAUGGAUGGGAUUAUUAGUGCUCCCAUUUGUCUCGCAGGCUUCUUUCUGAUUCCAGACUUACCUGAAAACACCAGAGCAUUCUACUUGACCAAGGACGAUGCAGGCUUGGCGAGGGAAAGGAUGGAUGAUGUUGGACGUGCGCCGAGAAAAAAGUUGGGGUGGUCGAUUUUGAAAAGAGUUUUUACCAGGUGGCACGUCUGGGCUCUGACUAUUCUUUACAUUAUAUUUAUCAAUAUUGGGCCUUCGUCUAGUAUUUCACCACUAGCACUUUGGUUGAAAGCCAAUAAGUGGCCUAUUACCAAAAUCAACGUCAUCCCAACAGGCCAAAGCGCCGUACAGCUCGUAUGUACUGUUGGCUUCGCUAUCCUCAGUGACUUCCUCCGCAACCGUCCCAUCUUCUUCGGCUUCCUCUCCAACCUGUUCCUAGCAAUCUGGAAUGUCCCCAAAGGUCUAAAAUGGUUCUCCUACUUCGCCGCCCGCAUCGCCGUUCCCUACGGUCCGCUCUCCAUGUCUUGGGCCAACGAAAUCUGCGGCAACGAUGCCGAGGAACGCGCGCUGGUGUUGGGGAUCAUGAAUGCGGCUGGAUAUGCGUUUCAUACGUGGUUACCACUGUUGACGUACCCAGCGAAACAGGCGCCGCGGUUCAAAAGGGGCUUUAUCUUUUCGACGUGUGCAUUUGUUGCGCAGUUCGGUAUUACGGGGUUGGUUUGGUGGCUGCAGAGGUGGGAGGGGAGGAGGAAGAAGGAGAAGGGGAGGGAGAGUGAGAGAGAGAGUCUGGGUGGGGGUGGUGGAGAGGGAGAUGGCCACUGA